This is a messenger RNA of Entamoeba histolytica HM-1:IMSS, 527 nucleotides long. RefSeq lists its product as uncharacterized. The record is from RefSeq and is a predicted model, not a curated record. Lineage: Eukaryota; Evosea; Mastigamoebida; Endamoebidae. The coding region runs from base 1 to 510 and encodes 169 amino acids. The transcript has a single exon.
AUGAGAUUUUUUGCAAUCCUUGCUUUAACAUUUGUCCUUUCAGCAUGUGCUCAAUCAAGUGGAUUUUGGAUGCCAACACUAUACCGUGUUCAAGAAAGACUUGGAGAAGUUGCUAUGAGAUUAGAUGAAGUUGAAGAUGAAGAAAGACAUGUCGGAGAUAUGAUUGAUGAAAAUAUUAAAGAUUUAGAAAAUGUGAUCACAAAACGAGAAAAGUAUAUUAUUGGAAGAAAAUUAACACAUUUAAGAUCUAAAAUGGUUGUUUACCAUACAAAGAAAUUAGCCCUUCUUAGAGUUAUGAAGAAAAUUGUUAAAAACAUCCCAAGAAAAUUCAGAGCUAGAAUGAUUAGAAGAUUAAGAUUAGAAAAGAGAUUCAACGCUAUUAGAGAUAUUGCCCGUGAUGCUAAGUAUGUUCUUAAGUCACAUGGACAUAUUUCACAUAAAACAGAUACCAAAAAAACUCUCAAGAGAAUUGGACAUGGAAUAUACAAAAAUACUAAAGGAAAGAAAUAAUUAAUCUUUUGUCUCUU